AGGCGGUGAUGCGGGCGCUGGCGGCCCCGGCUGCGCCGAGAGCGGAGACACAGGCUCAAGAUGGCAGAUUCCGACUGAGGCUGGGGGGGCCGAGCUCGCGCGCCGCGUUCCCUUCUCCGUUGCCAUGAAUCGCGGACACCCCGGCCCCGAUGGCCCCCGUGUACGAAGGUAUGGCCUCACAUGUGCAAGUCUUCUCCCCUCACACCCUUCAAUCAAGUGCCUUCUGUAGUGUGAAGAAACUGAAAGUAGAGCCGAGUUCCACCUGGGACAUGACUGGGUACGGCUCCCACAGCAAAGUGUAUAGCCAGAGCAAGAACAUACCACCUUCUCAGCCAGCCACCACAACCGUCAGCACCUCCUUGCCGAUCCCAAACCCAAGCCUACCUUACGAGCAGACCAUCAUCUUCCCAGGAAGCACCGGCCACAUAGUUGUAACAUCAGCAAGUAGCACUUCUGUCACUGGGCAAGUCCUCGGCGGACCACAUAACCUGAUGCGUCGAAGCACUGUGAGCCUCCUUGAUACCUACCAAAAAUGUGGACUCAAGCGUAAGAGCGAGGAGAUUGAGAACACAAGCAGCGUGCAGAUCAUUGAAGAACAUCCACCCAUGAUUCAGAACAAUGCGAGUGGGGCCACUGUAGCCACUGCCACCACAUCGACUGCCACGUCCAAAAACAGUGGCUCCAACAGCGAAGGGGACUACCAGCUGGUCCAGCAUGAGGUGCUGUGCUCCAUGACCAACACUUACGAAGUUCUGGAAUUCCUGGGCCGAGGGACAUUCGGGCAGGUGGUCAAGUGCUGGAAGCGGGGCACCAAUGAGAUUGUGGCCAUCAAAAUCCUGAAGAACCACCCGUCAUAUGCGCGGCAGGGUCAGAUCGAGGUGAGCAUCCUGGCGCGCUUGAGCACGGAGAGCGCCGACGACUACAACUUUGUCCGCGCCUACGAGUGCUUCCAGCACAAGAACCACACGUGCUUGGUGUUUGAGAUGUUGGAGCAGAACCUCUAUGACUUUCUGAAGCAGAACAAGUUUAGCCCCUUGCCCCUCAAAUACAUUCGCCCCGUCCUCCAGCAGGUAGCCACAGCCCUGAUGAAACUGAAGAGCCUCGGUCUCAUCCAUGCCGACCUCAAACCGGAGAACAUCAUGCUGGUAGAUCCUUCUAGACAACCGUACAGAGUAAAGGUCAUCGACUUUGGGUCAGCUAGUCACGUGUCCAAGGCUGUGUGUUCCACCUACUUGCAGUCCAGAUACUACAGAGCCCCCGAGAUCAUCCUUGGUUUACCGUUUUGUGAGGCAAUUGAUAUGUGGUCCCUGGGCUGCGUCAUUGCGGAGCUGUUCCUGGGCUGGCCGCUCUAUCCGGGGGCUUCCGAGUACGACCAGAUCCGGUAUAUUUCACAAACACAGGGUUUGCCAGCUGAAUAUUUAUUAAGCGCAGGGACAAAGACAACUAGGUUUUUCAACCGUGACACAGACUCACCAUAUCCUUUGUGGAGGCUGAAGACACCAGACGACCAUGAAGCAGAGACGGGAAUUAAGUCAAAAGAAGCAAGAAAGUACAUUUUCAACUGUUUAGAUGACAUGGCCCAGGUGAACAUGACAACAGAUUUGGAAGGCAGUGACAUGUUGGUGGAGAAGGCAGACCGGCGGGAGUUCAUCGACCUGUUAAAGAAGAUGCUGACCAUAGAUGCUGAUAAGAGAAUCACUCCAAUCGAAACCCUGAACCACCCCUUCGUCACCAUGACACACCUACUCGAUUUUCCCCACAGUACACAUGUCAAAUCAUGUUUCCAGAACAUGGAGAUUUGCAAGCGUCGGGUGAACAUGUAUGACACGGUGAACCAGAGCAAAACCCCCUUCAUCACGCACGUGGCCCCCAGCACAUCCACCAACCUGACCAUGACCUUCAACAACCAGCUGAACACUGUCCACAACCAGGCUCCCACCUCCUCCAGUGCCACUCUUUCCUUAGCCAAUCCCGAAGUCUCCAUACUAAACUACCAAUCUGCACUCUACCAGCCCUCAGCGGCGUCCAUGGCCGCAGUGGCCCAGCGGAGCAUGCCGCUGCAGACGGGAACAGCCCAGAUCUGUGCCCGGCCCGACCCCUUCCAGCAAGCUCUCAUCGUGUGUCCGCCCGGCUUCCAAGGAUUGCAGGCCUCGCCCUCGAAGCACGCUGGCUAUUCCGUGCGAAUGGAGAAUGCCGUGCCCAUCGUCACUCAAGCCCCAGGAGCGCAGCCUCUUCAGAUCCAACCAGGUCUGCUCGCCCAGCAGGCCUGGCCAAGUGGGACCCAGCAAAUCCUGCUUCCCCCGGCAUGGCAGCAGCUGACCGGAGUGGCCACCCACACGUCUGUGCAGCACGCAACUGUCAUUCCCGAGACCAUGGCAGGCACCCAGCAGUUGGCUGACUGGAGGAACACCCACGCUCACGGCAGCCAUUACAAUCCCAUCAUGCAGCAGCCUACGCUGUUGACUGGUCAUGUGACCCUUCCAGCCGCCCAGCCCUUAAAUGUGGGCGUGGCCCACGUGAUGCGGCAGCAGCCAACCAGCACCACCUCCUCCCGGAAGAGUAAGCAGCACCAGUCCUCUGCGAGAAACGUCUCCACCUGCGAAGUGUCCUCCUCACAGGCCGUCAGCUCCCCUCAGCGGUCCAAGCGCGUCAAGGAGAACACGCCUCCCCGCUGCGCCCUGGUGCACAACAGCCCAGCCUGCAGCUCCUCGGUCACGUGCGGCUGGGGCGACGGGGCCUCCAGCACCACCAGGGAGCGACAGCGGCAGACGAUUGUCAUUCCUGACACCCCCAGCCCCACAGUCAGCGUCAUCACCAUCAGCAGCGACACAGAUGAGGAGGAGGAACAGAAGCAUGCCCCCACCAGCACUGUCUCCAAGCAGAGAAAAAACGUCAUCAGCUGUGUCACGGUCCACGACUCUCCCUACUCCGACUCCUCCAGCAACACCAGCCCCUACUCUGUGCAGCACCGCGCUGGGCACCACACCAACACCUUUGACACCAAGGGGGGCCUGGAGACCCACUGCACUGGGAACCCCCGCACGAUCAUCGUGCCACCCCUGAAAACCCAGGCCAGCGAAGUGUUGGUGGAGUGUGAUAGCCUGGUGCCAGUCACCACCAGUCAGCACUCGUCCUACAAGUCCAAGUCCUCCAGCAACGUGACCUCCACCAGCGGUCACUCUUCAGGGAGCUCGUCCGGAGCCAUCGCCUACCGGCAGCAGCGGCCAGGCCCGCAUUUCCAGCAGCAACAGCCUCUCAAUCUCAGCCAGGCUCAGCAGCACAUCACCGCAGAGCGCGCCGGGAGCCACCGCCGGCAGCAGGCCUACAUCACUCCCACGAUGGCUCAGGCCCCGUACUCCUUCCCGCACAACAGCCCCAGCCACGGCACUGUGCACCCCCACCUGGCCGCCGCAGCCGCAGCAGCCCACCUCCCCACCCAGCCCCACCUCUACACCUACACGGCACCCGCGGCCUUGGGCUCCACUGGCACCGUGGCCCACCUGGUGGCCUCCCAAGGCUCGGCACGCCACACCGUGCAGCACACUGCCUACCCGGCCAGCAUCGUCCACCAGGUCCCCGUGAGCAUGGGCCCCCGGGUCCUGCCCUCGCCCACCAUCCACCCGAGUCAGUAUCCAGCCCAGUUUGCCCACCAGACCUACAUCAGCGCCUCUCCAGCCUCCACCGUCUACACUGGAUACCCACUGAGCCCCGCCAAGGUCAACCAGUACCCUUACAUAUAAACACUGGAAGGGGAGGGGAGGGGAGGGAGGAUGGCCAGAGGGGAGGAGGGCGGAGGGGCAAGGUGGGAGCUGGGCUUUUUAUACUGAAGAUG
Neogale vison (American mink) is the source of this 3832-nucleotide messenger RNA. RefSeq names its product homeodomain interacting protein kinase 2 (gene HIPK2). The record is from RefSeq and is a predicted model, not a curated record. Gene Ontology annotation, molecular function: ATP binding; SMAD binding; transcription corepressor activity. Bases 150 to 3740 code for a protein of 1196 amino acids. The transcript is spliced from 15 exons. NCBI's taxonomy places the organism in Eukaryota, Metazoa, Chordata, Mammalia, Carnivora, Mustelidae. Gene Ontology annotation, biological process: positive regulation of transcription by RNA polymerase II; intrinsic apoptotic signaling pathway in response to DNA damage by p53 class mediator; smoothened signaling pathway. Gene Ontology annotation, cellular component: cytoplasm; PML body; nucleus.